GGAGAGGCCAGCUCUGCCCCGCUGAUCCGAGGGGCCCAACUUUAUGGGGGGCUAGCUAGACCGCACUUCACCGCCCGCUGUGCGGCCAACAGGGGGGUUUUGAAGUUCAUGACCACAUGGAUGUAUCUAAUAACUGAAGGAUACCUGGGGACAUGGUGGUCCUUUAGAGAGCACAUCUAAAUUACUGGCUGAGUGUCCAGUUUGCCACUCAACAUAGGACAUUGUGCGGUUCUGUCUGUCGGAAGGCUCCUGCUAAAUUUCCCCCGCCAUGCUGUCUUUAUUAGCUUGAACUCCUUUCCUAAAAUGGUCCUUCUGUUGAUCCUGUCAGUCCUGCUUUUGAAAGAAGAUGUCCGUGGGAGUGCACAGUCGAGUGAGAGGAGGGUGGUGGCCCACAUGCCGGGUGACAUCAUCAUUGGGGCUCUCUUUUCCGUCCACCACCAGCCCACGGUGGAUAAAGUCCACGAGCGGAAGUGCGGGGCGGUUCGAGAACAGUAUGGCAUUCAGAGGGUGGAGGCCAUGCUGCACACCCUGGAAAGGAUCAACUCGGACCCCACGCUCCUGCCCAACAUCACGCUGGGCUGUGAGAUAAGGGAUUCCUGCUGGCAUUCGGCCGUGGCCCUGGAGCAGAGCAUUGAAUUUAUAAGGGACUCGCUCAUUUCUUCAGAAGAGGAGGAAGGUUUGGUGCGCUGUGUGGACGGCUCUUCCUCUUCCUUCCGCUCCAAGAAGCCCAUAGUUGGAGUCAUUGGGCCCGGCUCCAGUUCCGUGGCCAUUCAGGUCCAGAACUUGCUCCAGCUUUUCAACAUACCUCAAAUUGCAUACUCGGCAACAAGCAUGGAUCUGAGCGACAAAACUCUGUUCAAGUACUUCAUGAGGGUUGUGCCCUCAGAUGCACAGCAAGCCCGGGCCAUGGUGGACAUCGUGAAGAGGUACAACUGGACCUACGUGUCAGCUGUGCACACGGAAGGCAACUAUGGAGAAAGUGGGAUGGAAGCUUUCAAAGACAUGUCAGCGAAGGAAGGGAUUUGCAUCGCUCACUCUUACAAAAUCUACAGCAACGCAGGAGAGCAAAGCUUCGAUAAACUGCUGAAGAAGCUCAGGAGUCACCUGCCCAAGGCCCGGGUGGUGGCCUGCUUCUGUGAGGGCAUGACGGUGAGGGGUCUGCUGAUGGCCAUGAGGCGCCUGGGUCUGGCGGGAGAAUUCCUGCUUCUGGGCAGUGAUGGCUGGGCUGACAGGUAUGAUGUGACAGAUGGAUAUCAGCGAGAAGCUGUUGGUGGAAUCACAAUCAAGCUCCAAUCUCCCGAUGUCAAGUGGUUUGAUGAUUAUUAUCUGAAGCUCCGGCCAGAAACAAACCUCCGAAACCCUUGGUUUCAAGAAUUCUGGCAGCAUCGUUUUCAGUGCCGGCUGGAAGGGUUUGCACAGGAAAACAGCAAAUACAACAAGACUUGCAAUAGUUCUCUGACUCUGAGAACACAUCAUGUUCAAGACUCCAAAAUGGGAUUUGUGAUCAACGCAAUCUAUUCCAUGGCCUAUGGGCUCCACAACAUGCAGAUGUCCCUCUGUCCAGGCUACGCGGGCCUCUGUGAUGCAAUGAAGCCAAUUGACGGACGGAAGCUUUUGGACUCCCUGAUGAAAACCAAUUUUACUGGGGUUUCUGGAGACAUGAUCCUAUUUGAUGAGAAUGGAGAUUCUCCGGGAAGGUAUGAAAUAAUGAAUUUCAAGGAAAUGGGAAAAGAUUAUUUUGAUUAUAUCAAUGUUGGAAGCUGGGACAAUGGAGAAUUAAAAAUGGAUGAUGAUGAAGUAUGGUCCAAGAAAAGCCACAUUAUCAGAUCCGUGUGCAGUGAACCAUGUGAGAAAGGCCAGAUAAAGGUGAUCCGGAAGGGAGAAGUCAGCUGUUGUUGGACCUGCACUCCUUGUAAAGAGAAUGAGUAUGUCUUUGAUGAGUACACCUGCAAGGCGUGCCAGCUGGGGUCCUGGCCCACGGAUGACCUUACAGGUUGUGAUUUGAUCCCCGUGCAGUACCUUCGAUGGGGUGACCCGGAGCCCAUUGCAGCUGUGGUGUUUGCCUGCCUCGGCCUGCUGGCCACUCUGUUUGUCACCGCAGUCUUCAUCAUUUACCGUGACACACCAGUAGUCAAGUCCUCCAGCAGGGAACUCUGCUACAUCAUCCUUGCUGGCAUCUGCCUGGGCUACUUAUGUACCUUCUGCCUCAUUGCAAAACCUAAACAGAUUUACUGCUACCUUCAGAGAAUAGGCAUUGGUCUCUCCCCAGCGAUGAGCUACUCAGCCCUGGUGACCAAGACCAAUCGCAUUGCGAGGAUCCUGGCGGGCAGCAAGAAGAAGAUCUGUACCAAAAAGCCCAGGUUCAUGAGUGCCUGUGCCCAGCUAGUGAUUGCUUUCAUUCUCAUAUGCAUCCAGCUGGGCAUCAUCGUCGCCCUCUUCAUAAUGGAGCCUCCUGAUAUAAUGCACGACUACCCAAGCAUUCGAGAAGUCUACCUGAUCUGCAAUACCACAAACCUGGGAGUGGUCACUCCCCUUGGAUACAAUGGAUUGCUGAUUUUGAGCUGUACCUUCUACGCUUUCAAGACCAGAAACGUUCCCGCUAACUUCAACGAGGCCAAGUACAUCGCCUUCACGAUGUACACCACCUGCAUUAUCUGGCUGGCCUUUGUGCCCAUCUACUUCGGCAGCAACUACAAAAUCAUCACCAUGUGCUUCUCAGUCAGCCUCAGCGCCACGGUGGCGCUCGGCUGCAUGUUUGUGCCCAAGGUGUACAUCAUCCUGGCCAAGCCGGAGAGGAACGUGCGCAGCGCCUUCACCACGUCGACCGUGGUGCGCAUGCACGUGGGGGACGGCAAGUCUUCCUCCGCAGCCAGCAGGUCCAGCAGCCUCGUCAACCUGUGGAAGAGGAGGGGCUCCUCUGGGGAAACCCUAAGGUACAAAGACAGGAGACUGGCCCAGCACAAGUCGGAAAUAGAGUGUUUCACACCCAAAGGGAGUAUGGGGAAUGGUGGGCGAGCAACAAUGAGCAGCUCCAAUGGAAAAUCCGUCACGUGGGCGCAGAACGAGAAGAGCAGCCGAGGGCAGCACCUGUGGCAGCGGCUGUCCAUCCACAUCAACAAGAAGGAGAACCCCAACCAAACGGCGGUCAUCAAGCCCUUCCCCAAGAGCACCGAGAGCCGCGGCCUGGGCGCGGGCGGCGGCGCCGGGGCGGGGGGCGCGGGCGGCGCAGGCGCGGGGGCCGCGGGCGCGGGCGGCGGCGGCGGGCCCGAGCCCCCGGACGCCGGCCCCAAGGCGCUGUACGACGUGGCGGAGGCCGAGGAGCACUUCCCCGCGCCCGCGCGGCCGCGCUCGCCAUCGCCCAUCAGCACGCUGAGCCAGCGCGCGGGCUCGGGCGGCCGCACGGACGACGACGUGCCGUCGCUGCACUCGGAGCCCGCGGCGCGCAGCAGCUCGUCGCAGGGCUCGCUCAUGGAGCAGAUCAGCAGCGUGGUGACCCGCUUCACGGCCAACAUCAGCGAGCUCAACUCCAUGAUGCUGUCCACCGCCGCUCCCGGCCCCGGCGCGGGCGCCCCGCUCUGCUCGUCCUACCUGAUCCCCAAAGAGAUGCAACUGCCCACCACCAUGACCACGUUCGCCGAGAUCCAGCCGCUGCCCGCCAUCGAGGUCACGGGCGGCGCGCAGCCCGCGGCCGCGGCCCCGCCGGCUGAGGGCGCGGCCCGGGAGCCCCCGGCGGCCGGGCCCGAGGCGGCGGCCGGCAAGCCGGACCUGGAGGAGCUGGUGGCUCUCACCCCGCCGUCCCCCUUCAGAGACUCGGUGGACUCGGGGAGCACCACCCCCAACUCGCCGGUGUCCGAGUCGGCCCUCUGUAUCCCAUCGUCUCCCAAAUAUGACACACUGAUCAUAAGAGAUUACACUCAGAGCUCCUCGUCCUUGUGAAUGUCUUUGGAAACCAAGCUGGGUUCCCCGUCGGAGCCGCGACCUCCGGUUCCCACAGUCGCCUGGUUAAGACCCGAGGUGGAAGACGCCAAGGACACCUGUAAUGGAAACAAGAGAUUAAUAGUGCUAUUUAACAUCAACCGACGAAGACACCAACCACGAAUCUUCUGGCAGAUUUUCUUCUAGUGGCCUUAGAAAACAUGGGCUCUUAGGAAACGCGGCUUCUAUUUCUGAGGGCUGACAAGGAGUCUGUUGAAACAGUUACAUACCAAGUGCUUUUUGCUCUAGGGAAACAACGAGUGUGAAUGAAACAGCCUAAUGGAGGGGAAACGGCAUAAUUAAUAAGCAACUGUAAAAAAAAAAAAAAGUUUUGUUUGUUUACUUUCAUUCUUUUCCCAGAAGAUUCUUUGAUUCACCAAACAUGAAUGUACAUUUUCUAACAAACUCAAAAAAUCUGGGACCAAAAACGUCAACUUUUCUCUGACUUUUUUCUUUCUUUCUUUCUUCUUUCCUUUAAAGACCUUGGAAAGCAGUAAGUCGGGCCCGGUACCUACUGAGGCUUUGAUGUGAGGCUUUGCCGUGCAUAACACACAACUGGAUGAUGAUUGUUGCACUGGUGUAUGUAGGGCUUUUACCAGAGAGUUUCCUUCCAAUUUGAUGGUGACAUCCUCUUCCAAAAGCCUGCGUCCUGGAUUCCACCUAGUUAUUUCAGUUCACCUCCAUGAACCAAGAAAACCAGUGGAAGAUUUCUUGACUAUUUCACCAUGUUGCCAAUC
Molecule: messenger RNA, 4712 nt
Organism: Phacochoerus africanus (Common warthog)
Lineage: Eukaryota; Metazoa; Chordata; Mammalia; Artiodactyla; Suidae
Gene: GRM5
Product: glutamate metabotropic receptor 5
Exons: 10
Coding region: 304-3936 (1210 amino acids)
Biological process (GO): regulation of synaptic transmission, glutamatergic; G protein-coupled glutamate receptor signaling pathway; trans-synaptic signaling by endocannabinoid, modulating synaptic transmission
Cellular component (GO): postsynaptic density membrane
Molecular function (GO): G protein-coupled receptor activity involved in regulation of postsynaptic membrane potential; adenylate cyclase inhibiting G protein-coupled glutamate receptor activity
Source: RefSeq, a predicted model, not a curated record